AUGUCGCCCAAGACACCAUUCGCCAUCACCUACAAGAAGCCUGGAACUGCACCUCCAGUUUUCCUUGCAGGCUCCUUCUCCGAUCCGCAAUGGCAACUCCAAGAGAUGGGAUAUACAACUGACCAAGAUGGCGAGCACACAUUCCAGUCUGAAGUUAUGCUCGAACCCCAACAGGACUACCAAUUCAAGCUUCGUAUAGGCCAUGAUAAUUGGUGGGUUCUGGCUGAGAACUAUCCCACAGCAACCGAUGACUCCGGCAAUGAGAACAAUGUCGUACGCGUAGAGACACCGGCAGAAGAACACAUUUCUCCGGCAGGCAUUGAUACACCGGCGAUCAAGCUGAACCCAGCUACACAGACAAGUGGAGCACCUUUGGAAGCGAACAGUACCGAUGAGACCAGUGAAGACACUAAAGCGCCUCUAUUUGCACACGAAUCGCCAGGUGCCGAUGCUGAUGAAGACUUCGAAGACGAUACAGAAGAAAACAAGAUACCCUUAUUCGCGCACGAAUCUAUGGGUAACGAUGCCAAGGACGACGGCCCAGAGGAUUUUAAGACGCCCCUCUUUGCCCAUGAAUCGCUUGCCGACGAUUCUAAAGAUGAAUCUGAAGAAAUGAAAAUGCCGUUGUUUGCUCAUGAGUGCUUGGGUGCUUAUGAUUUCGGAGAAGGCGCAGAACCCGACAAUACUACAGUCACAAACAAUAGCCCAGGACGGACUUCGAAAGUCAAAACGAUGCGCGACAAGGCGGCCGAAGUCGACGUUAACGAUCCGACCCUCGAAAGCUUUCCCUCCGACCGAGGGUCGAUUUUCGGUGCCAUCCGCUCCAUCCAAACCCAUCUCGGAGAAGAUCAGACUCACCUCGAGGACAUCCCCUCGUCACCUCGUGUAAUCUCGUCUCGAAGAACCAGCCUGGAUUCUAGCGAUGACUUGUGCUUGUCCCCUGCGUCUUUUAGUCCUACCAUUACCAGAAGACGUGAUAGCAGGCCUUCUCACAGCUUCGGUAGAACGCGCUCGGCAGUAUCUCUAGGAUCGAUAGAAGAGGAGCCUAAACCUCCUACCAAUAGACAACCGCAGGGCCCUCCUAUUGUGUCUCUACCGAAUCCCAACUCGAGAGACAAAGUUUUUGGGCAAAAGUCGCCCCCUAGCGAGGAGGACGAAGCUGUUGUCAUGAAGACCUCUGAGGUAAAGCCCGUCGCAAAGACCAAUGGCGAGUCACCAUCUCAAUCUGAAAGUCCUGUGGCCCAGAAUACCCAGCACGAAAAAGCACCCAGCGCCAUUACAACCGAACAGAUCUCGAACGAUACGCAACCCGAAGCGGUCGAUGGGCGAACCGAUAAUAUCCCAGCCGUUCCCAAAUCCGUGGAUCAUAAAGUGUCCAUUGCCUCUGAAUCAGGGCCUGCCCAACUACUGCAAGACACCCAGUCAACAUCGGAUUCCAAGAGCGAGAAAACGGUAAAAAAGAAAGCGGCAUCAGGAGAAUCGUCCCAACCCCCUCGCGGGAGCGUAGUGCCCAUGAUUAUCACGACGGGGGCACUCGUAGUCGCUAUCGGGAUAGGCUGGUGGCAGGCUGCUGAUCACUAG
Molecule: messenger RNA, 1581 nt
Organism: Fusarium coffeatum
Lineage: Eukaryota; Fungi; Ascomycota; Sordariomycetes; Hypocreales; Nectriaceae
Exons: 3
Coding region: 1-1581 (526 amino acids)
Biological process (GO): signal transduction
Cellular component (GO): nucleotide-activated protein kinase complex; cytoplasm; nucleus
Molecular function (GO): protein kinase binding
Source: RefSeq, a predicted model, not a curated record